Molecule: messenger RNA, 2799 nt
Organism: Pteronotus mesoamericanus
Lineage: Eukaryota; Metazoa; Chordata; Mammalia; Chiroptera; Mormoopidae
Gene: TRPC6
Product: transient receptor potential cation channel subfamily C member 6
Exons: 13
Coding region: 1-2799 (932 amino acids)
Biological process (GO): single fertilization; regulation of cytosolic calcium ion concentration; calcium ion transmembrane transport
Cellular component (GO): cation channel complex; plasma membrane
Molecular function (GO): inositol 1,4,5 trisphosphate binding; store-operated calcium channel activity; protein binding
Source: RefSeq, a predicted model, not a curated record
AUGAACCAGAGCCCAGCGUUCGGGCCCCGGAGGGGCGGCUCUCCCCAAGUCAUGGCUGGGGCCGGCGCGCGGCGCAACGAGAGCCAGGACUAUCUGCUCAUGGACUCCGAGCUGGGAGAGGACGGCUGUUCGCAGCCCCCGCUGCCUCCUUACGGCUACUACCCCUGCUAUCGAGGCGCCGACAACAGACUGGCCCACCGGGGGCAGACAAUUCUCCGUGAGAAGGGGAGAAGGUUAGCUAACCGAGGACCAGCGUACAUGUUUAACGAUCAUUCAACAAGCCUAUCUGCUGAGGAGGAGCGCUUUUUAGAUGCAGCUGAAUAUGGCAACAUCCCAGUGGUGAGGAAGAUGUUGGAAGAAUGCCUCUCCCUCAAUGUUAACUGUGUGGAUUACAUGGGCCAGAAUGCCUUGCAGUUGGCUGUGGCCAAUGAGCAUCUGGAAAUUACAGAACUUCUACUCAGGAAAGAAAAUCUCUCUCGUGUUGGGGAUGCCUUGCUUCUAGCUAUUAGUAAAGGUUACGUUCGGAUCGUGGAAGCCAUUCUCAAUCAUCCAGCUUUUGCUGAAGGAAAGAGGUUAGCAACCAGCCCCAGCCAGUCUGAACUCCAGCAAGAUGAUUUUUAUGCCUAUGAUGAAGAUGGCACACGGUUCUCCCAUGAUGUGACUCCGAUCGUUCUGGCUGCCCACUGCCAGGAGUAUGAGAUUGUGCAUACCCUCUUGCGGAAGGGGGCUCGGAUUGAACGGCCUCAUGACUAUUUCUGCAAAUGCAGUGAAUGCAACCAGAAACAGAAACAUGAUUCCUUUAGCCACUCCAGAUCUAGGAUUAAUGCCUAUAAAGGUCUGGCAAGUCCAGCUUAUCUGUCAUUAUCUAGUGAAGAUCCAGUCAUGACAGCUUUAGAGCUUAGUAAUGAGCUAGCAGUGCUGGCCAACAUUGAGAAAGAGUUCAAGAAUGACUACAAGAAACUGUCAAUGCAGUGCAAAGAUUUUGUUGUCGGACUCCUUGAUCUGUGCAGAAAUACUGAAGAAGUUGAGGCCAUUCUGAAUGGGGAUGUUGAAACACACCACAGUGGUGGAGAGCAUGGUCGACCAAAUCUCAGCCGUUUAAAACUUGCCAUUAAAUAUGAAGUAAAAAAAUUUGUAGCUCAUCCAAAUUGUCAACAGCAGCUUCUCUCCAUAUGGUAUGAGAACCUUUCUGGUUUGCGGCAGCAGACGAUGGCGGUCAAGUUUCUCGUGGUCCUUGCCGUUGCCAUUGGACUGCCUUUCCUGGCUCUCAUUUACUGGUUUGCUCCAUGCAGCAAGAUGGGGAAGAUAAUGCGUGGACCGUUCAUGAAGUUUGUAGCACAUGCAGCCUCCUUCACCAUUUUUCUGGGACUGCUAGUCAUGAAUGCAGCUGACAGAUUUGAAGGCACCAAACUCCUUCCUAAUGAAACCAGCACAGAUAAUGCAAAACAGCUGUUCAGGAUGAAAACAUCCUGCUUCUCGUGGAUGGAGAUGCUCAUUAUCUCUUGGGUAAUAGGCAUGAUAUGGGCUGAAUGUAAAGAAAUUUGGACUCAAGGCCCCAAGGAAUAUUUAUUUGAAUUGUGGAAUAUGCUUGAUUUUGGUAUGUUAGCAAUCUUUGCAGCAUCGUUCAUUGCAAGGUUCAUGGCAUUUUGGCAUGCUUCCAAAGCUCAGAGCAUCAUUGAUGCAAAUGAUACUUUGAAGGACUUAACAAAAGUCACACUGGGAGACAAUGUGAAAUACUACAAUUUGGCCAGGAUAAAGUGGGACCCCUCUGAUCCUCAAAUUAUAUCUGAAGGUCUUUAUGCAAUUGCUGUAGUUCUAAGUUUCUCCAGAAUAGCUUAUAUCCUACCAGCAAAUGAAAGCUUUGGACCUCUGCAGAUAUCACUUGGAAGAACAGUAAAAGACAUAUUUAAGUUCAUGGUCAUAUUCAUCAUGGUGUUUGUGGCCUUCAUGAUUGGAAUGUUCAACCUCUACUCUUACUACAUUGGUGCAAAACAAAAUGAAGCCUUCACAACAGUCGAGGAGAGUUUUAAGACACUGUUCUGGGCUAUAUUUGGACUUUCUGAAGUGAAAUCAGUGGUCAUCAACUAUAAUCAUAAAUUUAUAGAAAACAUUGGUUAUGUUCUUUAUGGCGUCUAUAAUGUUACAAUGGUCAUUGUUUUGCUAAACAUGUUAAUUGCCAUGAUCAACAGUUCAUUCCAGGAAAUUGAGGGUGAUGCUGAUGUGGAAUGGAAAUUUGCAAGGGCCAAACUUUGGUUUUCAUACUUUGAGGAAGGAAGAACUCUUCCUGUUCCCUUCAACCUGGUGCCAAGUCCAAAGUCUCUGUUCUAUCUCCUACUGAAGCUAAAAAAAUGGAUUUCUGAGCUGUUCCAGGGUCAUAAAAAAGGUUUCCAAGAGGAUGCAGAGAUGAACAAGAGAAACAAAGAAAAGAAAUUUGGAAUUUUGGGAAGUCAUGAAGACCUUUCAAAAUCAUCACUUGACAGAAAACAGCUUGGGCACAAUAAACAAUCAAGUAUAAGAAGCUCAGAAGAUUUCCAGUUAAAUAGUUUUAAUAAUCCUCCAAGACAAUAUCAGAAAAUAAUGAAGAGGCUCAUUAAAAGAUAUGUCCUAAAAGCUCAGAUGGAUAAGGAAAGUGAUGAAGUGAAUGAAGGGGAACUGAAGGAAAUUAAACAGGACAUCUCAAGUCUCCGCUAUGAACUCCUGGAAGAAAAAACUCAGAAUUCAGAAGAUCUAGCAGAACUUAUUAGAAAACUUGGGGAGAAAUUAUCAAUGGAACCAAAUCAAGAGGAAAGCAAUAGAUAA